CGGACGCGCAGAAACCAGCGCCUGCGCGUGCGCUUUGUGCAGGCAGCGGCCCACGGCUUGUCACCGAGCCUGGCGACUGCAAGGCGGCGGGGGUCCCAGGGCUGCUGGGGCCGAGUCUAUAGCGUGAGGCGUCCUUGAGCUGAGAGGACCAUGAACCGCAGUCGGCAGGUGACGUGCGUGGCCUGGGUCCGCUGCGGCGUGGCCAAAGAAACACCAGACAAGGUAGAACUUAGUAAAGAAGAAGUAAAACGUCUCAUUGCUGAAGCCAAGGAAAAAUUACAAGAAGAAGGUGGCAGUGAUGAAGAGGAGACAGGCGAUCCUUCAGAAGAUGGCAUGCAGAGCGCACGUACCCAGGCACGACCAAGAGAGCCCCUGGAAGAUGGUGACCCAGAGGAUGACAGGACGCUGGAUGAUGAUGAGCUGGCUGAGUACGACUUAGAUAAAUAUGAUGAGGAAGGCGACCCAGAUACUGAAACUCUUGGUGAAUCUCUCUUGGGUCUUACAGUCUAUGGAAGUAAUGAUCAAGAUCCUUAUGUUACUCUGAAAGAUACGGAGCAAUAUGAACGUGAAGAUUUCUUGAUCAAGCCCAGUGACAAUCUUAUAGUUUGUGGCAGAGCUGAACAAGACCAGUGCAAUUUAGAGGUGCACGGUAAGUGGGGGACAGCCCUUAGGGAAAGGUUCUCUAAGAUGAAAGUAAUCACUAUAAUAGUUACUAUGUGCAUUUUCAGGCACCAGAUCCUGCUGGAUCUCAUUUAAGUUAAUGAUACACAGUCUGUAGAUAUGCUGGUCAUUGUGCCUGGGUAUGUAUGGUCUGGUAUGUCACUCGGACCUGACUUUUAUUUAUGGAAAUAGGUCUCCUGGAAGG
Leptonychotes weddellii (Weddell seal) is the source of this 865-nucleotide messenger RNA. The record is from RefSeq and is a predicted model, not a curated record. NCBI's taxonomy places the organism in Eukaryota, Metazoa, Chordata, Mammalia, Carnivora, Phocidae.